Molecule: messenger RNA, 1248 nt
Organism: Talaromyces amestolkiae
Lineage: Eukaryota; Fungi; Ascomycota; Eurotiomycetes; Eurotiales; Trichocomaceae
Exons: 3
Coding region: 1-1248 (415 amino acids)
Biological process (GO): protein demethylation
Molecular function (GO): protein methylesterase activity
Source: RefSeq, a predicted model, not a curated record
AUGAGCGACCUGCAAAAGGCCUUUGUGAAAGCCAAACUCGCCAAAUACCCGCCCGAUAUUCCCAUCUUUGACGAAACGGAAGAGGAUGCGACGCAUAGGAAUGGUGCAAUCUUAGAAGAGGAAGGGGACGAGUUUGACUCGUCGUCGACGUCUUCCGCGUCUUCGGCGGGGACUGUUGUGCCGUCGCCUUCGAGGAACUUAUUUGCGAAGCCGAAUUCUAUGCUAAGACAGCGCACCAACUCGACAGAGUCAUUGACAUGGAGAGACUUUUUUUCGCGCGAACUAUUUAUUGAAAGAGAUACAGAUGAUUUACAUAUUGUCUAUCAUGCAUAUAUUACGCCACCUACUGAUUCAGGGCCUUUGUUUGUGAUGCAUCACGGGGCAGGUUCUUCCGGAUUAUCAUUUGCUGCCUGCGCAUCAGAAAUCCGCAAGAUUCUUCCCGAGGCCGGGAUUUUAUCUCUAGACGCUCGUCAUCAUGGUAGUACUACACUCGAAACGAAGGAUGGCAACCCGGCACAACUGGACUAUCGUCUCGAAACUUUGAGUCAGGAUCUUCUCGCUGUUAUUCGAGGGACACAGACACAGAUGGUCUGGGAGACAUUACCAGAUUUGGUGCUCGUUGGCCACAGUCUAGGUGGAGCUGUUAUUACUGAUGUUGCCAGAGGCGGAGAACUUGGGGCGAGGGUCCUUGCGUAUGCAGUUUUGGAUGUUGUUGAAGGUUCCGCGAUGGAUGCCUUGCAGAGUAUGGAUACUUAUCUAUCGACUCGACCUACGAGCUUCCCUUCCCUAUCGUCGGCUAUUGAGUGGCAUUUCCGCUCUCGAACAAUACGCAACACCACCUCCGCCCGAGUCUCCGUUCCAUCAUUACUGAGAGAAGAAGAAACUCCCUCCGACACAUCCCGCCCCUGGGUCUGGCGUACAAAUCUAGCAGACACGAAACCCUUCUGGGAAGACUGGUUCAAGGGCCUCAGCAAGAAAUUUCUCGAAGCCAAAGGUGGCAAAUUAUUGCUACUAGCAGGUACGGACCGACUCGAUAAAGAGCUCAUGAUUGCGCAAAUGCAGGGCAAAUACUCGUUGCAGGUCCUGCCUCUGGCGGGCCAUUUUCUUCAAGAAGAUCAGCCGGCCAAGACGGCGAGAUUUUUGGUUGAUUUUUUCAAGAGGAAUGAUAGGACGCCGUUGGUGUUGCCGCCCAAGGUGGGAGAUAUUAUGGCAUCGAGGGCGAUGGAGAAGGGCGUUGUUAAAAAAUAG